Messenger RNA from Capronia coronata CBS 617.96, 1410 nucleotides. RefSeq lists its product as uncharacterized. The transcript has a single exon. The record is from RefSeq and is a predicted model, not a curated record. Bases 1 to 1410 code for a protein of 469 amino acids. NCBI's taxonomy places the organism in Eukaryota, Fungi, Ascomycota, Eurotiomycetes, Chaetothyriales, Herpotrichiellaceae.
AUGCCGCCUACGCCGCCAGCGAACCGGCCACGUGGAAGAGCUCUAGUGAAUGGUCAACAACGAACGGCUGCCGAUGGCCUAGCCAGUACCGGGACUCAUCACAGGAGCUCCGGGCUACUAUCAUUGCGGCCUCCACCGUUGAAGCUGCGGAAGAAGAGGCCGACCUCUGAUCAGCCACCUGCCGUACCAUCCAUUACCCCAGCUCUUGCACGUCCCGAAGCGAAAGCGGACCUGGAGUGCAUAUCCCAGACGUCUGAAGACGCUCCAAUCCCAUCCAUUCGAUUGGAACCUCCCUCGUACCCGCCUCCACCCCCUCCCUUUGCUUGGACUUCGACGUCAGCGGUCGACGAGUCCACCAGUCAGGAAAGCCAAGGUCGCGAGACCCGAGAACAAAGACCACCAGGGCCGGUCCGUCGCACACCAACUUCAAGCAAGAGGUCCUCCAUCUACCGGAGCAGUCAAUUCCUGGAUGGCGAGGGCCAAGUGGACCGCAAAAAGCUCUCCAUCUACCUCAGCGGCGUGCUCGACACGACCUUCAACGUGGACGACGAGUCCGCCGUCCAAACACCGCUACCGUGGGAUCACGCGCAACGAGUGUCCCAGGCGUCGAACGAAUGGCGCAACUCCAUCCGGGCAGAUGCAUUCUCCAACGGCAGUGUCAUGAAGUGUCAAUGUGCUCCGGGAACGGUCAUCUGCCAAUGCUACUCGUCUUCCGAGUUCGAGCACUUCCGCCGCGGCCAGGGUGAACACAAACAGAACGCCAGCAUCAGCUCGACGACAUGCUUCCUGUCGAUCCCGCGAGCCCGGUUCCGGUCCAACCUGGGCGACGUCGAGGAGGUCGACACCCCGGUCUCGCCGCCGCCGUUGAUGUACGACUCCGAGGACAGCAGCAGCGGCGACGACUUCGACUGGUCUCUUCCCAAUUCGCCCACGUUCCACGACCGACAGAUGCACUACCAGCAAACGCCGACCCCGGCUCCGCGGCAGCCACCCACCCAACGGGCCCCCGUCCCCUCGUUCUCUCUGCCCUUCUCUCGCGGCAGGCAGAUCCGGCCCAGAUUCCAAGCCGACCGGACCUCCAUGCCGUGGGAACAGCCAUCGCCCACGUCGACGGUCCCGACGCUGGCCAGCAUCUCGACCGUCUCCACCUUCUCGUUCAACUUUCGAGACGACGACGACGAAGCCGAAACCGAGUACGAUCCCUUCGACGACGGCAGCGACGUGAGCGAGAUCCGAACGUUCGAGCCGAUCCAGACGGCAAAGCCCGUCUUGGUCCAUUGCAAGGGCCCGUCGCCCCAGUCUAUCAAAUAUGGACUGCAUCAUCGCUACGAUACCCGCACUGGAGCGUCCUACUCGUCCACCGACACCUUCGGGUAUGGCUAUGGGUAUGCCACUGUCUCUGUAUCAUAA